Messenger RNA from Schizosaccharomyces cryophilus OY26, 1975 nucleotides. RefSeq names its product GTPase activating protein. The record is from RefSeq and is a predicted model, not a curated record. The transcript has a single exon. Lineage: Eukaryota; Fungi; Ascomycota; Schizosaccharomycetes; Schizosaccharomycetales; Schizosaccharomycetaceae. Bases 384 to 1787 code for a protein of 467 amino acids.
AAAGAUCUCGCAUAGAAAAGCAGUCUUUUCUUUCUUAAGUCGAUAAAUAAUUCGUUAAAAAGUAUUUAUUCAAUGUACAUUUUUGUCUAAAAGAAAAACUUAAAGGGAAAGUUAUCUUUAGGCAAUACCGUAGUGUCAAUACCUGUGAUUCCGACAACUUUUCGAGUUUUUUGACAUUUUUAUUUACUUAAUAUCCAAAACACCCUUAAAUUACUUGGGUUUCGUAUACCUGCCGGCCGAAGGCUUAUACUUCCUUUUCAAAUAGACAACUACUGCAUUCUUUAUAUUUUGCAUUUCAUUUAUACUGUCUAAAAUAUAUUACCAUUCUCUAUAACUGGAAGGUGUCGUUCAGUUUUAAUCUAGUUUUUUUUUAACGAAGAAACAUGGAAUCAUUCGAAAGCGUUAAUACCAACAAUGGAUCUUCAGUAAAGAAGAACUGGUGGUGGGGCACGAAAGGAAAAGGAUAUCAGGUGCCAGGUCCUUCAAGAAGCAGUUCAUCGGGCCGACGCUCAUCGGAUGAAAUUAUUCCAGAUGAAUUGAUUGUUUUGGAUGACUCGUCUUUAUGCAAUGUUCCCUUGGAGCUUCCUACUGGAGUAUCCAGAGAUACAGCUUCGAAAAGUUUUUCCAAACUCACUCGAGAGGACCAGAUGCUUAGCUUACGACUGAACAGUGUUCAGGAUUCUAUGUUUAAAAAAGCCCCGCGUCAAUCCACAGACGCUCUUCUUGAUCCUGGCCCUGUAAGUAAGGAAAAGCAAGCUGUUCUUUCUGUCGGUAGACCCUCUUGGCUUCCUCCUAAGUCAAAAGCAGAAGAAAAGCAGCACCUCCGAGAAUUUGAACAAAUUAGGAAAGCUGCUCUAAACUAUGACAAACAAAGCCAGAAGGAGAAAUUCAAGCAAAUGGAGCGGCAACGCAAAAAGAAUCAAUAUUUAGUUCAACUAUGGGAUCGUUACAUUUUUCGAUACUGGCCUGAUAGCCUUGCAUCCUCUAAAGUUACUGGUGUUUGGCGAGAGGGUAUUCCUUCUCGUGUUCGCGGCAAGGCUUGGCAAAAGAUAAUUGGAAACCAUUUACAGUUAGAUUAUCAAUCAUUUUUCCUUGCAUGCGAGCGUGCUAGGAAACUUGGGUAUUCUAAUGAAAAUGAGCAAACCCAAAAUGUUAAUAUGUUUUGCCAUGAUAGAAGUGCACUUGAGGUAGAUCUUGAAAGUACAAUUCCUCAGUUACAUUUAUUUCAAAAAGGAGAAGCACUUCACAAUGAUCUAGUUCAAUUGGUAUUAGCUUAUUCCGCAUAUCGUUACAAUGUCCGUUAUGUGCCUGGUACUAGCUUCAUUGGAGCUUUGUUAUUACUGAAUAUGAAUUUAACGUCUGCCUUCAACUCGAUGGUUAACCUUUUAGAUCGUCCUUUCAUGCAGGCCGUAUACACUCAGGAUAAGGAAGCAUUGGCUUCUUUCACAAGUUUGUUUUUAAGUUCACUGAAGAAAUCACUUCCAGAUUUGGCGAAUCAUUUUAAAUAUACUUUGCAGGCUCAACCAGAUCAGUAUUUGUAUCCGUUGUUGCAGAAAUUUUUCAUCCCCAUGAAUUCUGUAGAUAUUUCUUCUCGCAUCAUGGAUUGUUAUUUGUUAGAAGAAGACCCAUUCUUGAUCCAAGUGCUUGUGGCCUUGUUUUCACAGUUGAAACCGAAACUAUUGGAUACUGAUUUUCGUUUAAUGCAAAAUACUUUGUUUUAUCAUCCUUGGAAGCUUGGUGAAGAGGAUGAGUUCAUGAAGAAGGUGUUUGAGACAUCUAUCUCUUAAACAAUGAAUCUGCCCGUUUUAAGAUUUAGCAUUGAUUAAGUCUUUAUUUAUUUGGUAGGGAUAGCAAUCCGCGAUGAUAACAAAAUAGAGCAAAAAUAAAAACAUGUGAUAUGGGUUUUAUUCUAGAUAUAUAAUAGCAGGUAUAUAAAAAAAAAGGUAUAAGAUCUAUUUGAAAAUUACUUUUUGCG